AUGGAGCAAGGAAGAGUUGAGAAAGCACAUCAUAUUGUGGUGCUAGCAGAUCAGGGACAGGGCCAUAUUAAUCCGAUGCUCCAAUUCUCAAAACGCCUGGCUUCCAAAGGAAUCAAAAUCACUGUAGCCACCACACUCUCCAAUGCAAAGUCCAUGAAAACUACUUUAUCUUACUCCAUGAUCACUUUUGAAUCCAUUUAUGAUGAUUGCUCCCAAGGCGGGGUGGUAGGUCCUGGAGGUUUCAAAGGAUUUCUAGACAGAUUCCAGGCCAGUGGCUCAACAAACCUCACCAGAUUCAUCUUGGAUCAUGAACACCCUGUUAAGUGCCUUGUUUAUGAUGCUAACAUUCCCUGGGCUUCCAAAAUUACAACCCAAUUGGGCAUAGCCGGCGCGGCCUUUUUCACUCAAUCAUGUGCUACUGCUGCUACCUACUAUCCUAUGUACUGUGAGGUUUAUGAAAAGACUCCUCUUUCCAUGCCUAGUUUUCCGGUAAUCACAGGAUUGCCAAAGCUCAGGUUUCCGGAUCUGCCAUCUCUUGGUUGUAGCACUGGUCGGUAUCCCCCAAUAAUCAUUCACAUACUUGACCAGUUUGACAACUUUGGAAAGGCAGACUGGGUCCUCUUUAACUCAUUCAAUAAGUUGGAAGAAGAGCUAGUCUUGAUUAUGUAUGCACGCCAGACUUGGGGACAAGAAGUUAAUAAUACUUCAGGCUGCGCCAAGUAUAACUUGUUGGGACAGGUGGGGAAGAGGGACAAAGUGAAGACGGGGUUUACUCAAACGAGUUGA
Molecule: messenger RNA, 786 nt
Organism: Solanum stenotomum
Lineage: Eukaryota; Viridiplantae; Streptophyta; Magnoliopsida; Solanales; Solanaceae
Product: UDP-glycosyltransferase 74F2-like
Exons: 3
Coding region: 1-786 (261 amino acids)
Source: RefSeq, a predicted model, not a curated record